Sciurus carolinensis (gray squirrel) is the source of this 2059-nucleotide messenger RNA. It is a transcript of the gene Hat1, whose product is annotated as histone acetyltransferase 1. Gene Ontology annotation, molecular function: histone binding; histone H4 acetyltransferase activity. The transcript is spliced from 11 exons. Gene Ontology annotation, biological process: subtelomeric heterochromatin formation. Gene Ontology annotation, cellular component: nucleus. Bases 535 to 1776 code for a protein of 413 amino acids. NCBI's taxonomy places the organism in Eukaryota, Metazoa, Chordata, Mammalia, Rodentia, Sciuridae. The record is from RefSeq and is a predicted model, not a curated record.
AUAAUUGCUAAUCAUCUAUUGACUGAUCUACAGAUAAAGUGAUUUUGGAAAGAACUGAGUCUUGCCAUUUUGAAAAAAAUUUAAAAAGAAUUAUGUAAUGCUUAAUUUGAAUUGCCAACUUGAUUGGAUUAAGAGAUGCUGAUGAUUAAAAGGCUUCUGGGUAUGUCAAUGAGGGUGUGUCUACAAAGGGAAUGUGGGAUAGUGAACUGAAGUAGAGCUACUCCCUAAGGGUGGUCAGCAGCACCCAACAGGAUAGAAUAAAAGCUGGAAGAACAAGGAAGCAGAUGCAGAUGCAAGCUCAACUCUUGAAAGAUUUCUCGAUUGCUGCUUUAAUCGUCUGAGGAUAUCAGACUCUCGCUUCUUCACUCUUCCAAAGCAGACUCUGCCAGUGAUUCUCCAGGUAGUUUCCAGAAGUCUUGGUCUUGGAAGCCUUGAGGCUUCUUAGUCUUGGACUGCACAGCUGAUGAUUCUUCCAGCUCUCCAGCUACAGACGGCCAUUGUGGACUAUCCAGCUUCUGGUCAUGAUUUGGUGCUAUGGAGAAAUUUUUGGUAGAAUACAAGAGUGCAGUGGAGAAGAAGCUGGCAGAGUACAAAUGUAACACCAAUACAGCAAUUGAGUUAAAAUUAGUUCGUUUUCCUGAAGAUCUUGAGAAUGACAUUAGAACUUUCUUUCCUGAAUAUACCCAUCAACUCUUUGGGGACGAUGAAACUGCUUUUGGUUACAAAGGUCUGAAGAUCCUGUUAUACUAUAUUGCCGGUAGUCUCUCAACAAUGUUCCGUGUUGAAUAUGCAUCUAAAGUUAAUGAGAACUUUGACUGUGUGGAGGCAGAUGAUGUUGAAGGCAAAAUCAGACAAAUCAUUCCACCUGGAUUUUGCACAAACACAAAUGAUUUUCUUUCUUUGCUGGAAAAGGAAGUUGAUUUCAAGCCGUUUGGAACCUUACUCCAUACAUACUCAGUUCUCAGUCCAACAGGAGGAGAAAACUUUACUUUUCAGAUAUACAAGGCUGACAUGACAUGUAGAGGCUUUCGAGAAUAUCAUGAAAGGCUUCAGACCUUUUUGAUGUGGUUUAUUGAAACUGCUAGCUUUAUUGACGUGGAUGAUGAAAGAUGGCACUACUUUCUAGUAUUUGAGAAGUAUAAUAAGGAUGGAGCUACGCUCUUUGCGACCGUAGGCUACAUGACAGUCUAUAAUUACUAUGUGUACCCAGACAAAACCCGGCCACGUGUAAGUCAGAUGCUGAUAUUGACUCCAUUUCAAGGUCAAGGCCAUGGUGCUCAACUUCUUGAAACAGUUCAUAGAUACUAUAUUGCAUCUCCUACAGUUCUUGAUAUUACAGCGGAAGACCCAUCAAAAAGCUAUGUGAAAUUAAGAGACUUUGUGCUUGUGAAGCUUUGUCAAGAUUUGCCCUGUUUUUCCCGGGAAAAGUUAAUGCAAGGAUUCAGUGAAGAGAUGGCAAUGGAAGCUCAACAGAAGUUCAAAAUCAAUAAGCAACACACUAGACGGGUUUAUGAGAUUCUUCGAUUGCUGGUAACUGACAUGAGUGAUGCUGAACAAUACAGAAGCUAUAGACUGGAUAUUAAAAGAAGACUAAUUAGUCCCUAUAAGAAAAAACAAAGAGAUCUUGCUAAAAUGAAAAAAUGUCUCAGACCAGAAGAACUGACAAACCAGAUGAACCAAAUAGAAAUAAGCAUGCAACAUGAACAGCUGGAAGAAAGCUUUCAGGAACUAGUGGAAGAUUACCGACGUGUUAUUGAACGACUGGCUCAAGAGUAAAGAUUAUACUACUCUGUACAGGAAGCUUGCAAAUUUCUGUACAUUGUGCUGUGGAAAACCUGAUGAUUAAUUUUCAAAUAUUGUAACAUUUUACUUACAUUAAAAGUUAUCUAUGUUAUCUUUAGUUGAAUAUUUUCUUUUGGAGAGAUUGUAUAUUUUAAAAUACUGUCUAGAGUUUAUGAGCAUAUAUUGCAUUAAAAAAAGAUAUAGCUUCUGAAAUACUGCAAUUGCUUUUCUUCUUAACCAAUAUAAUAAAUGCUUAGUUGUGAUAUAUUAAUGUGUG